AUGAGGCGAAGUUUUCAACUUCUGCACGUGACACCUCAACGCGCCACUAUACUAAAGUGCAACGAGCUCUCGCAGGAGUUCAACUUUGAACCUUUACAAGGUCUUCAAUUCUACCCAGACCUGUUCACGCUGAACAUGUCCUACGGCUCAGUUGACGCGCGAAGGUCGGCCUUCACGAUGAGCUACAAGCUCGUGGAGACGGUCUUCGGCAUGCUUCAGGAGCUGAAGCUCUGCAGCUUCUCC
Molecule: messenger RNA, 243 nt
Organism: Iphiclides podalirius (scarce swallowtail)
Lineage: Eukaryota; Metazoa; Arthropoda; Insecta; Lepidoptera; Papilionidae
Source: the annotation of a GenBank genome assembly